Messenger RNA from Penaeus chinensis, 843 nucleotides. RefSeq lists its product as uncharacterized. NCBI's taxonomy places the organism in Eukaryota, Metazoa, Arthropoda, Malacostraca, Decapoda, Penaeidae. The coding region runs from base 33 to 572 and encodes 179 amino acids. The transcript is spliced from 3 exons. The record is from RefSeq and is a predicted model, not a curated record.
CACCGCGCCACGACACUCACUGCGUCUCCGUCAUGAAUCCAUUGGUGAUCCUCGUGGGCCUGGCGGCUGCCGUCUCCGCCGCCCCCGCCCCGCAGUCCUCGGGCGCAGCGGUCGCCCCGCUGCUCGUGAGGAACGUCGACAAGGACCUCGAGGUUCAGGUCGUGCAGCUUGAGGAUGGCGAGUACGGCGUGCGCGUGUUCAAGAGCUCGGACCAGCGCCCGAUCCUCCUGCCCAGCCAGACCUGGUCCGUCCCGCCGGAGUGGCGCGCCCCCGGACGCGAGGCCGCCAGGGUCGUCCACGCCGAGCUCCUUUCCUCCGGCGACGUGGUCGUCGUCCUGUACAGCCCCAAGGACGGCCUCGACCUGAUCGUGUUGCCGAAGGGGAUCUUCAAGCCCACUGAGGUGACGACCGACAACGCCAUCAUCUUCCCAAAGGUGUCCGUCCCGUGGCACCCGACCGUGUCCACGCCGGCCGAGGAAUGGACGUGGCCCUCGGACGCGGAGGCCGUCACGCCCUCCGGCACCGGCUUCCGCUCGGCCUCGCCAGAGAAGGCGACCCUCCCCGAGGAGUGAGGCUUCUCGUCGCGCUCUCUCUCGCAAAACCAAAGAAUGGAUAGAGUGUUUUUUAAUAGAUUGAGCAGUGACCAUUUUGUAAACACUUGCAGCUCUUUGUCUCAUGUACUAUUAUCUGAGCGUAGAUAUAGAAACCCAUAGAUGUAUUAAUGUUAAGCCUUUGACGUCUUAUUCACAAAUUAGCAUUCUUUAUUUAUUUUCAUAUCAUCUGCUUUGGUACUUUGUUGGUGAAUGCAUCGUCAUCAGGAAAUUAAAACAGUGAUUCUUUAAA